Pan troglodytes (chimpanzee) is the source of this 3948-nucleotide messenger RNA. RefSeq names its product centrosomal protein 78 (gene CEP78). Bases 313 to 2433 code for a protein of 706 amino acids. Gene Ontology annotation, biological process: cilium organization. The transcript has 17 exons. Gene Ontology annotation, molecular function: protein binding. Gene Ontology annotation, cellular component: ciliary basal body; centrosome. The record is from RefSeq and is a predicted model, not a curated record. NCBI's taxonomy places the organism in Eukaryota, Metazoa, Chordata, Mammalia, Primates, Hominidae.
GACGUCUUGGCGCACUGCUCCGCGGCACCGCCCACCGGCUUGAAUCCCGGCGCCUCAGAGGACUAUGAGGCGGGCGCUAACUGCAUGGGCCGCAGGGCGGGAGGCAGCGCGGGAGCGGGGCGUUGAGGGGCCGGCCUAGCUUGGGGCUCUGGCCUUGCGUCUUCCGACCGAAUCGCCGCUCCUGAGCCCGGUGCUGGGCUGCCGCUAUCGCCUGGCCGUGGGUGCCGGAGCGGCCGGGUUGCGACUCAGCGUUCUUGGGUGGGCGCGGGCGGCGUCUCCGCGGCGGGCAUCCCCCGAGGCCGCCCUCGGGCCAUGAUCGACUCCGUGAAGCUGCGCCGCGACAGCGCGGCGGACUUCUUCUCCCACUACGAGUACCUGUGCGCGCUGCAGGACUCGGUGCCGCUGCCCGCCGUGCGCGCCUGUCUCCGGGAGGGCGUGCUGGAUUUCAACGCCGACCGCCUCCGCGGGGUGGACUGGGCGCCUCUGCUGAGCACCCUCAAGAUCAAUAAAGACCUGCCCUUGGUCUCCAUCAAGAGUUUCUUCCAGCCCUGGCUGGGGGACACAGGUUCUGACAUGAAUAAAUUUUGCAGAAGUCGUGUUCCUGCGAUAAGAUACAAAGAUGUGACCUUCCAGUUGUGUAAAGCUCUUAAAGGCUGUUUAAGUAUAUCAAGUGUGCUAAAGAACCUGGAGCUAAAUGGACUAAUUCUGAGAGAGAGGGAUUUAACUAUUCUAGCAAAGGGAUUGAAUAAAUCGGCUUCUUUGGUGCACCUGUCUCUUGCAAAUUGUCCAAUUGGAGAUGGAGGUUUAGAAAUUAUUUGUCAAGGUAUAAAGAGCUCUAUCACUCUUAAGACAGUCAACUUCACAGGAUGUAAUCUGACAUGGCAGGGAGCAGAUCACAUGGCCAAGAUCUUAAAGUAUCAGACCAUGAGAAGGCAUGAAGAAACCUGGGCUGAGAGUCUUCGCUAUAGGAGACCUGAUCUUGACUGUAUGGCUGGCUUAAGACGUAUCACACUGAAUUGCAACACACUUAUUGGUGACCUAGGUGCAAGUGCUUUUGCAGACUCUCUCAGUGAGGAUUUAUGGCUGAGAGCUCUUGACCUGCAACAGUGCGGCCUCACCAAUGAAGGAGCAAAGGCUUUGCUAGAGGCCCUUGAAACCAAUACAACUCUGGUCGUUCUGGAUAUAAGAAAAAAUCCACUCAUUGAUCAUUCUAUGAUGAAAGCAGUUAUCAAAAAAGUUCUCCAGAAUGGAAGGAGUGCCAAAUCAGAGUACCAGUGGAUAACUUCUCCAUCAGUGAAGGAACCAUCCAAAACUGCUAAACAGAAAAAGAGAACUAUAAUUCUAGGAAGUGGUCACAAAGGAAAAGCUACUAUUAGAAUUGUAGGAUUGGCUACAAAGAAACCUGUAAGUAGUGGCAGAAAACACUCCCUUGGUAAAGAAUACUAUGCGCCCGCGCCUCUACCACCUGGUGUGUCUGGUUUCUUGCCAUGGCGUACUGCAGAACGUGCAAAAAGACACAGGGGUUUCCCAUUAAUCAAAACACGUGAUAUAUGUAAUCAGUUGCAGCAACCAGGUUUUCCUGUGACUGUGACAGUAGAGAGUCCUUCAUCCUCUGAAAUUGAAGAGGUUGAUGAUUCUUCAGAGAGUGUUCAUGAAGUGCCUGAGAAAACUAGUAUAAAACAAGAAGCAUUACAGGAAAAACUGGAGGAGUGCCUAAAGCAGUUAAAGGAAGAAAGAGUGAUAAGGCUUAAGGUUGAUAAACGAGUCAGUGAGCUGGAACAUGAAAAUGCCCAGUUAAGAAAUAUAAAUUUCUCUUUGUCUGAAGCCCUUCAUGCACAGUCAUUGACAAAUAUGAUCCUGGAUGAUGAAGGUGUUUUGGGCAGCAUUGAGAAUUCUUUUCAGAAGUUUCAUGCUUUCUUGGAUCUCCUUAAAGAUGCUGGGCUUGGGCAGCUUGCCACAAUGGCUGGGAUAGAUCAGUCAGAUUUUCAAUUACUAGGUCAUCCCCAGAUGACUUCUACUGUUAGUAAUCCACCUAAAGAAGAAAAGAAGGCACUUGAAGAUGAAAAACCAGAACCAAAGCAGAAUGCCCUAGGGCAAAUGCAAAAUAUCCAGGUUUCUAUUUGUAUGCAGUCAGCUUACAAUGAAGGAACACUAAUGAAGUUUCAGAAAAUUACAGGUGAUGCUAGAAUUCCUUUGCCUCUCGACUCCUUUCCUGUCCCAGUUUCUACUCCAGAGGGCUUAGGAACUUCCAGCAACAACCUAGGAGUCCCAGCUACUGAGCAGCGGCAGGAGUCUUUUGAAGGAUUCAUUGCUAGAAUGUGUUCUCCUUCACCAGAUGCGACUUCUGGAACUGGAAGUCAAAGAAAAGAAGAGGAGUUGUCCAGAAAUAGCAGAUCUUCUUCAGAGAAAAAGACCAAAACAGAAUCCCAUUGAAAUGACUGGAGAAAUAUUAAAAUAAAAAUAAUAGCAGAGUUGGAAAACCAGAAAUUUGAACAGUGAAAUUUCUGGAAGAUAAGAAGCAGAUGAUUUAAGUACCAGUUAAUUAAAGGGUGGAACAGCUAAGCCAUUCCACUCAUCUUUGGAGCAUCUGAUUCUGGAGUUUGCCACCAGGCUAAGAAAGCAGCUAUCUGAAGUGGGAGCUCUGACCCAAGAAAUGCUGGGAUCGGAGAAUAAGGGAAUUAUCCAAAAUGGCUACGAAGAGGAACUGAAGUUAAGCUGCCCCCAUGAUCUCUCUAACUAUGAUGACCUGCCACUUCCAUUUAUAAUCACCAUAUAAGUGCCUGUAAUCAUUUGUGUUCAUUAAAAGUGAACGAGAAUUCCCAUUUGGAUGAAAAAACAACACUUCCAACUUUAAUCUUAGGCCCUCAUUUAUAAAUAUGGACAACCAAGAAUCAUCAAAUUUGAAGAAAACCAGUAACAUAAAAGGAGGCAUGAAAUUAAAAUUAACCUGUUCAAGAAGAUAGUUACUAGGAGAAACAUGAAAUUUUUAAAUUAAUGAAUCAAAAUCUUCAGCAAUUCGUAAAGAUACUGUGUUCAUAAAGAAUAGGAUGCCAUGAAAAAAAUAUUUAGAGUUUCUGGAAAUUAAAAAUUUGAUUAUAAAACUGAAACACUCCGAAGAUGGACUACACAGCAGAAUGGAUUCAUUUGAAGCUUAAAUUCAUGAAAUGGAAGAUAUUAAUUGGUCUUAGACGUUUCAUCAGCAACUUAAUUACUUAGAAAAAAUCUUUCUCAGAGUAACUAAGCAAAAUGAACAAUGAAUCCAUUAACGUGUGGUUUUGUUUUUUGGGUUUUUUUUUUUUUUUUUGAGUCAAGGUCUCACUCAUGUCACCCAGGCUGGGGUGUAGUGAUGGGAUCACAGCUUAUUGUAACCAUGAACCAUUGGGCUUAAAUUAUCUUCCCACCUCAGCCUCCCAAGUAGCUGCAGUGUACCACCAUGCCGAAGUUUUAAAAAAUUAUUGUAGAGAUGGGUUCUUUCUUUCCUUUUUUUAUUUUUUUAUUUUUUUUGAGACGGAGUCUCGCUCUGUUGCCCAGGCUGGAGUGCAGUGGUACAAUCUCAGCUCACUGCAACCUCCUCGAUCUCAGCUCACUGCAACUGUGAAGUGAUCCUCCUGCCUCAGCCCCCCUAGUAACUGGGAUUACAGGCACAUACCACCAUGCCUGGCUAAUUUUUAUAUUUUUAGUAAAGACGGGGUUUCACCAUGUUGGCCAGGCUGGUCUCGAACUCCUAACCUCAGGUGAUUCACCCGCCUCGGCCUCCCAAAGUGCUGGGAUUACAGGCAUGAGCCACUGCAUCUGGCCAAGAUGGGUCCUUUCUCAGGCUGGUCUUGAACUCCUGGCCUCAAAUGAUCCUCCCACCUUGGCCUCCCAAAGUACUGAGACUACAGACCUGAGCCACUGUGCCCAGCCCCAUGAAAGAUGUUUAGAUCAAAUAAACUGAUAAAGAUAUGA